AACUGCAUUAUGUAAUUAAGAUGAUUGCUAUCUGAUAAGAAAUAACGGAAAGAAAAGUAAAGGAAAAAUAUCCUUAAGUCACAGACGAAUUCAAGAGAUCGAACGUGGCGAGAAUAUGUAAACAACCUCGGAGGUGUUAAAGCUACGGAGGCUGGGAACUUCGUGUUCUCCAGAAAGGAACAAGAACACUCGCAAUUAUCAACAUUUGUUAUUUAAACAGAAACUAACGUAGAUAUUAGACUGUGCUUAAUGUUUCAAUGCAUGACGAGAAUGGGAACCACGGUUGUUACUAUGCAUUUAUACAUGCGCGCGUGAGCUUUCUGAUGGCGCGUGUGUGAGCGUUGCGAUGUUGGCAGGGUUCAGGAGUUGGUAGUGCAGAAGCGGAAAAACAAGAAUCAAAGAGUAAAUCGCUAUUUAAGAUUAAAAAAAAGAAAUACGAGGUAGAAAUUCAUGAUAACUUAUCGUCUGGUCGGACGACGGGUGGAAGUGUAGGCGUCGCGAGUGGCCGCAGAACACUCGAGGAUGACCAGCAUUCAAGGCCUCCCCCCAUUGCCCAAGAGCCUGAGCGGGCUCAUCAACUUCGCGGGGCGGAGAGACGGAGGAGCAGGGAUGAUGAAUAACAAGGACGGAGGGGGAGGCGGGGGCAUGGGCAUGUCCCCGGGAGGAGGCGGAGAUCGGUACAGUCCGCCAGCUAGAGCGGACUCCCGUACGGAGUCGCGGAUGGACUCGCGGCCGGAGUCAGCGCGCUCGCACUACUCCGGCGUGGGCUACGGCGCCAGUGCCUUCGAGCCGUACUACGCCAACGGCACCGCAGCACAGCAUGGCGACGGCCGUGGCUUCUCCCCGCGGUCCUCCCCGCGCAGCCACUCGUCCUCCCCGCGGAACCAGCACCACAGCGGCGGCAGCUCAUCGGGGGGUAGCAGGACGCAGACGCACAGCCCUCGAGGAAGUCCCCCGGUGCCCGGCUCCAUCACGGGCGUCAUGAACCCCAGGGUGAGCCCCGCCCAUGGGGGUGGCGGGGGAGGAGGGGGUGGCGGGGGGUCCACCAGGCACCACCAUCGCAGACCGUCCACGCUCGAUUCUCAGCUGGCUGUUCUCAGGAAGGAAAUGGUUGGGUUACGUCAACUGGAUAUGUCACUUCUUUGUCAGUUGUGGUCCCUCAAUGAGUCAAUUCAAGAAUUCAAACAAUUGAUCAAUGAACGAGCAGCAACUGGCCUGGAUUGGGGUGGUGGAGAUACCUCUGCUGAAGACACAGAUGAUUACUAUGGAAUUCCUAUACGACGACCAAAUCCUUACCUCCAUCCCGUGCCAGAGCAGUACCCACAGUUGUCACCGUCUUCCUCAGAAUCCAGCUUAGAGUAUGGCAAUAUUUAGAAAUGAAACUGUGAUUUGUCAAUUUUGCUGUUGACAUAAACUCAAUGCAUUUAUUUAUGUCAUUCUUAAGCAUUACCACUUGCACUGGUAGGAAUAUGAUAGGCAGUAUAACAAAUCAUGAAAUAUGUUGAGGCAGGCCUCAAGAUAUAUACAGAAAAUUGAGAAUGGCAAUUUAUAGAUGGACAUUGGAUUUUUUUUCUAAUUUCUAUUUUGUGUUACUAUUUUUUGUUUCUGCCAGUGAGAUGAAAAGAGAGGUAUCUACUCAACAACUCCUGAACCCUGUCAACUCCUUUUAAGAAGUCAUAUUUUUGUAUCAUACUGACCAUAGCACAGUAAUUUUUCCAUGAGACUGAAAAGGAAAGGUAUACAUAGAGAGAGAUUUAUACACAUUCCUUUUUUCAAUAUUUAACAGUAUCAGUAAUUUCUAAUAUCAGAUAGUGCUUUGAGGUAAUCAGACAUUUUCCUUAAAACAAGUCUUGAGACCAGACCAUGGAGAGCAGGACACGACACAUUCCCUCAUGGUUGGAAAACCCAGUGAGGAAGGUUCCACCUCGCAAGAAGGGGAAACUGACUUUCGUGUCGCCUCCACGGACAGUUGUGUAUGUCAUGUCCCCUCAAGAGCUUGAAGAGGCUGCUGUAGCAUAUCUGGCAGGAGAGACUUGUGCAGAGGACUGUGCUGUUGCAGGGAGUUCCACAAAUCAGGUUGAUAAAGCAAAUGAGCUUAGAUGUAGGUCAGAGAAUACAUCUGACUAGGAUUGAUUUGUGAUAUUUUUUUUCCCUUUUAUCUUCUCUCCAAUUUUACCACAGGUAUAAUUUUUACUAAUUAUUAAGGUAAGUAGUACAGAUAUUCACAUAUAUAAUUGAUUAUAUUUCAGUUGUGAGGAUUGGGUAAUACAUUUCUUGGGUGAUCAGUGAUGAUCAUGAGAAGUUCUAAUUUAGUGGGUAUUGCAUUAUACAGUGGUUUACCCAUUUUGUAUUAAUAUUUAAAUUUCAUUGUUUCAUGAUGACUGAGAUUAUUAAUUGCUCAAAGUUGGUAUUUUAUGAAAAUGUGUUAUAUUUUAUGGGAAUAAUGCAAUUAGCUCUGUUUCUUGUGUUUUAAGUCACAGCUCUUAUGGUUGCAUUUAUAUUUUGCAUUAUGUCUGCAAUAUUAAAUAGUACAUAGUUUAAUAGAUGGAAGUGCAAUUUUGCAUUUUUUUAUGGUUGUACUCCUAAUUUUUAUUCCAUUUUGGGGGAUAAUUCUUACAUAGAAUGAUAGCACAUUGUGAACAAUGUUAGUAUGAAGUUCCGUGAUAAGUGAAACAUUAUGCUAGGUGUAGGUAGUGUGAGCAUGAGGUCAAUAUGACAUAGAAGUCCUUAGCACUCAUAAAGGAGUAAUUGCAAAUGCUGGUAAGUCUUUUAAGUUAACAAGGAAAUUAUUUCCUAAGACAGCUGUGCAGUAUUUUACAUGAUGUUCCUUAUGUGUAGUUGUGCCAUAGGUACAUUUUUCUUCUCUAUGGUGAGAGUAGAUAUUAUUUAUUUUUGUAGUGGAAUAAAGACUGUCUUCAAAAACAAACAAAAUCAAAGAUUUUGAAUCUAGACAGUUGAAAUGACAUAAUUAAUUUUCUUUUUAAUUGUAAUGAAUGGUAAAUCAUUGUUUCUGUAUAUAACCACAGGUUUCUUCAUAUAUGAAUUGUUUUGUGAAAUUAUAUCUUCAUGUAUGUAUCCCUCUUUUCCUAACAGUUCAAAGUCACAAUAUAAGCAUUCCAAAAUAAUGAACAUAUCCUCCUAAGCUUAGUAUAUUCGAGACAGAUGCCAAGGAAUAGAUCUGAACCCUUUUAUUUAUACUGCUCUCUGCUCUUCUUUUAAACUUUGACUGUAUUAUUAAUAUAGACUUAUACCUCAGUAACUGAAUGCUAAGGAAACCAUGAUAAAAAUAUACAGUAGGUAAACUCCAGAGACUGUAUGGAUUGCACAUAGUAUUAUUAUUUUGAGAGUAUUGAUGGUAUCCUUAUUUAUGGUGCAGUGGUUACUUUUCUCCUUUUUUGAAAAUGUAAGUGGUACACAGUUCAACUUUUUGUAAGUGGCAAGUUAUUUACAAAGUUGCAAUGUAUUUUAAAGUGAAACUAAUGGUUGCUAAGUUUUAUUAUAAAAAAAUAUUUGGUGUCAUUUUGUAUCUGUAUGAGUUUGUAUUAUUUGUGAAUGUGAUUGUGAGUGAGUGAAUGUUAUAAGUGAGUAUGGGUGUAAGUAAGUGUAAAUGUAAGUUUGUGGGUGAUUGAAUGAAAUAAUGCGAAUGUAUACUGGAUUUGCAAUUGAGGGUGUGCAUCAGUGCAUCUGUAGAGCUCAUGUUACAAAGAUGUGAGAGAUCUGUACUUACUGUAAUCCGUUAUGAUAAUCAGAAAAGGGCAUAAAUGUAUACUGCUCUUAUGUGUUACUUCUGUUUUAUUUUUAAAUGGAAAUUGGCAGCCUUAUUGUUUUAUUUAUUUUCAAAUUAUUACUUUUGUAAUGAUAUGAAAGGGUAGCUGUUCUUUUUUCUCUGUAGUGGCUGCUGUUUGCUAUUUUUAAAACUAGAAAAUGGACAUGUGAUAUUUCCUUUCACAAAGAAAAUGGGUACAUUCCAAAAUAACAUGAUAUAAUUUAAGUAGGCAUUGAGAGAAUUUCCAUAUUUCAUUUAUUGCUUUUUGUUUACUCAAGAAUGUUGACACUAUUAAUAUGAAUUUAACGAAAAUGAGCCACAAAUACCAUUUGGGAAUGUGAAUUAUUAGUUCAUAAAUGUAAUUAUUAUUUUUUUUUUUUAUUAUUAUCUUUUUUAUUAUCUUUUUAAUCACAUUUGUGGCAUGAGGACAAUUGUCUGAAUAUUCUUUUAUUUUCAGUAUUUUAUACAUAUAUGUUGGGUCAUGUACAACUUUAGUGCACUUGAGAAAAAAAAAACUGACAUUUUUGUCUUAAGAGGUGAGAAUGAUUUUUAUUAUUUUUAGUAAUGGUUGCAAUAUUUAAUGACAUACCAUUAAUUUAUGGUUUAACAUUUAUUUUUUUUCGUAUUUUAGUUACACGUUUGUGCAUCUGAUACAGUGAUUCACAUGUAUUGGUGUUUAGUGAAACAGGAUUGGCUAAUUUAUUAUUAGUGAAAAUAAAUUAUUAACCUAGAAUGUUUUCCAUACUUAAUUAGUUUUUAAAAAUAUUAAAAUAAGAUGUUUAAGAUAUUGACCUCAACUGUAUUGGCAAUGACUGAAGAAAUCUUGCUCUCUCUUUGCACAGAAUUGGUAAGCUAAGUUACCUUCAUUAGUGCAGGCCAUAGUUGGCCUGCUACAAUGGUGUUAAAUGUGGUUGGGUUAUAUGCGAGUGAUAAAGAACAAAGGAGAGAGUUGUGUCGCACGAUUAUAUGUAAAAGCCUCAAAGUGCUAAAUGAAGCUUAGCAUGUAAGCUCCUUUUUAUUAAUAAAAAAUGAAUUGUGA
Molecule: messenger RNA, 4805 nt
Organism: Penaeus indicus
Lineage: Eukaryota; Metazoa; Arthropoda; Malacostraca; Decapoda; Penaeidae
Product: heterogeneous nuclear ribonucleoprotein A3 homolog 2-like
Exons: 3
Coding region: 523-1374 (283 amino acids)
Source: RefSeq, a predicted model, not a curated record